AGGGAAAUCGAAGCUCUAAGAGUCCUUCAGGGCUCUCAAAACGUCGUCGUCAUGCACGAGUUCUUCUGGAACGACGAUGAUGAACACGCCGUGAUCGUGCUCGAGUUUUUCAGGACAGACCUCGCUGCUGUAAUCGCGGAAGCUGCUGCUGGUGGUGGUGGCCGUGGUUUUGAUGUCGGUGAGGUGAAGAGGUGGAUGAUGCAGGUGCUUAGUGGUGUGGAUGCUUGCCAUAGGAACAUGAUCGUCCAUAGAGACUUGAAGCCUUCCAAUUUCUUGGUUUCAGAUCAUGGAGUGCUCAAAUUGGCCCAUUUCGGACAGGCAAGGAUAAUUAUGGAGCCUGGAUUUGACUCUACAGAGGAGAACCCACCACCACCAUAUGAGCAUGAUUAUGCUUCUUCAGUUCCGGAGAGCUCAUCAAUUGAACAUCCUUCUUCAUCAGAGGCUUUUCCUCAUGAUCAAGGGACCAUAAAUCAUGAAGAGUAUUUCAGAGUUCUAGAAGAAAUGAAAUCCAAGAAUACCAUAUAUGACACUGAUAAGGACCCAAACAUCCAAGAUGGAAACACCUCUUGUCUUGCAACUUGCACAACAAGUAACACUGAUGAUGGCGAUGAUGAUCUCUGGAAGGCUUCGUUGACAUUUGAAGCAGCGGAGGAGGAAGAAAGGAGGAAUGAACUCGACUGUUGCCUCACACCACGUGUUGGAACUCGGUGGUAUAAGGCUCCUGAAUUGCUAUAUGGAUCCACAGAUUAUGGUCUAGAGGUUGAUCUAUGGUCUUUAGGGUGUAUAUUUGCGGAAUUGCUAACGUUGAAGCCUUUAUUUCCUGGAACAUCUGAUGUAGAUCAAUUGAGUAGGAUCGUUAGUGUUUUGGGAAACAUUGAUGGAGAAUCUUGGCCUGGUUGUUCUAAGCUUCCUGAUCAUGCAACAACGUCGUUUGGUAAUGUGGAGAGGCCUAUUGAUUUUGAAGAGUGCAUGAAGAAUUGCGGAAAGGAUCAAGUGUCUAUGAUAAAGAAACUUGUUUGUUAUGAUCCAGCUAGGAGGGCCACAACAAUGGAGAUGCUUCACGAUAAGUUCUUUAGUGAAGAGCCUUGAAUAUUAUUUUUUAAAAUAAGGUAUUUGUAUAUGAAAAUGAAUUCAAGGUGGACCAUAUUCCUUGGAUGCGCCAUUGUUAUUCGUGACUUUGAAUUGGUAUUUUACUAUUUUGUAUUUUGCUGAACGACACCUGUAAAUGCUGUUAGAAUUUUUUCCGGGUCAUGCAUUAUUUUUCCCUUUAAAAAAAUGACAGAUAUUGGCAUGUAUUGUGGACAUAUGAUUAAUAAUUGAGAAGUAAUGUUAUCACAA
Molecule: messenger RNA, 1338 nt
Organism: Arachis ipaensis
Lineage: Eukaryota; Viridiplantae; Streptophyta; Magnoliopsida; Fabales; Fabaceae
Product: cyclin-dependent kinase F-1
Biological process (GO): protein phosphorylation
Cellular component (GO): nucleus
Molecular function (GO): ATP binding; protein serine/threonine kinase activity
Source: RefSeq, a predicted model, not a curated record